GUUGUUCAUUUAUCGAUAACUGUUACGACACCGAGUUUUGGCACACCAAACGAAAAAACCAAGAAAUUAUUGUUUCUUCCUGGGAUUCUGGCAUAGAUUUCUCCAACAACGAUGAUCAGCAGCAGGCUACAACCUUUGUGCAAACCACUUUUGCAACACUUGGUGCGUAAUGCCGUGAAGGGUAUGGCUCCAACCACAGUUCGUCAGAGCCAUGUAGUCUCAUAUCGUGUUGCUCCACCACCACACUCGAAGGCUACUCGCAUCGGUGCUGAAAUGGUCGGCGCCGCUAUGUGGUGGUGGGUCUUGUGGCAUUUGUAUCAUGAACACGAACAUGUCACCGGUGAAUUCCCCUAUCCCGAUCCAUCCCAGUGGACAAACAAGGAACUCGGCAUCCCAUCAAACUAAAGUCAGGAGUGGUGGAGAUCGGCGAACAUGUGUUAGUUAAAUAUGUUGAAAUUAUCCUGGAAAGCAAGAUUCUGUGGGAAGUUAAAUAAUUUAAUAAAUUGUGUAAUGUAAAUAAAAA
Messenger RNA from Musca domestica (house fly), 523 nucleotides. RefSeq names its product NADH dehydrogenase [ubiquinone] 1 beta subcomplex subunit 2, mitochondrial-like. The record is from RefSeq and is a predicted model, not a curated record. NCBI's taxonomy places the organism in Eukaryota, Metazoa, Arthropoda, Insecta, Diptera, Muscidae. The transcript has a single exon. Gene Ontology annotation, cellular component: mitochondrial inner membrane. Bases 112 to 405 code for a protein of 97 amino acids.